AUGGCUUCUGAUUCCACUGAACCACCAAAGUACACUUACACUCCGUUUCCACAAACGACAACUGUACAUCCUCUUCGACCUUACCAUGUACCCCAAGAUACCGAUCAUUAUUAUACACCUUUUGGUAAUGCUACUAAUUCAAAAGAAGAUCGAAAUGACGACAUGACAGAUAUAGAUUCUCAAAGUACAUUAAAAGAAUUGGCAAGCUUCGGUUUCGUAAAAUAUCUUAGCGUAGCUAUUUCACAUCCAUUUGAAGUUGCAAAGACUUUAUUACAAGUUCAAUAUUUGCCAAACGAAGAUGUUAUAGAUAUACCGGCGGUCACAGACAAUAUUAAUGGCUCGGAGGAAGAUCCUGAUGAGGAUGAGGACGAUGAAUAUAGUGCUCGAGCAUCACAAUCUCUUGAUCCAAGUUCUCCUGGAUUUCGUAAAACUAAAUCAUCAGAUGGUCAAGGUUAUCUAACUACCAAUAUUUAUGAUGAAUCAACGCGACCAAAAUAUAUGCUGCCUCCAUUGAAAAAUGGUGUAUGGUCAACUUUAGGGACAUUGAGAAAUCAUAAUACAGAGGGAUUUGGUUCACUAUGGAAAGGUCAAUUUGUGAGUUGGCUUUACGAUAUGGGUCAUCUUUUCCUCCAACCUACACUGGAGAGUGCAUUGAACGAUGCUUUCGAUCUGUAUGAUGAUACGAUUCCAUUGGUCUAUUUGGAUCAUGUCGGACCCAACAUUGCCACAUUAGUAACCAGCCAUCUCGUUGUUGGAGUACUUUUAAGUCCUUUAGAAGUUGUGCAAACGAGGCUCAUUGUUCAAACAUCCUCGCCAAUUCAUAAAAAAUAUAGUGGGACAUUUGAUUGUUUACGCAAAAUGAUUAGAGAAGAAGGGUUAUCUUCAUUGUAUUGGUCGCAUAACCUUCUACCAUCAAUUAUCUAUCAUACAAUCUGUCCAUUAUUGGAAUGUACGGUACCAUUGAUUAUAGAUCGUGUAUUUCAUAUUUCUCCAUCCGAUUCUCCAUUUUUAUAUGGACUUGCACAACUUGGACUUGACACACUUCAGUUGCUUAUAACUUUACCUCUUCAAACUAUUCGUAAAAGAUUACAAUGUCAAAUUCGAUCUCGUACUCCGGAAAAAUCAUUUGAAACAAUUGUUCAGACGCGUAAAGCUCCAUAUGUUGGCAUGUUAGACGCGAUUUAUAGAAUAAUUAUCGAGGAAGGUAUCAGUCAAAGAUAUGUACCCAUGCGUGGAAUCUCACAGAAACGACGUAGACAGCGUGGUUUAUUAGAUAGUUAUGGAAUUCGAGGAUUAUAUCAUGGAUUCUACAUUCAUUUCACUACCAAUUUGAUGACAUUUUUAUUUCGAGCUAUGAAUGGCGUUGAAGAUGAAUUUGAAAAAUAUUAA
Messenger RNA from Funneliformis geosporum, 1389 nucleotides. NCBI's taxonomy places the organism in Eukaryota, Fungi, Glomeromycota, Glomeromycetes, Glomerales, Glomeraceae. The record is from the annotation of a GenBank genome assembly.